Molecule: messenger RNA, 1008 nt
Organism: Meyerozyma guilliermondii ATCC 6260
Lineage: Eukaryota; Fungi; Ascomycota; Pichiomycetes; Serinales; Debaryomycetaceae
Exons: 1
Coding region: 1-1008 (335 amino acids)
Source: RefSeq, a predicted model, not a curated record
AUGUGCGGCUCCGCACCGUCCAAUGAAUUUCUUCACCACAUAUAUGUUAUGGAUAUCAGUUUGUUGGUGAAUCCAGAUGACGACGGACACCUCCACACUACGAGCUGUGACCGUCCCACUAUACGCCGACGAAGCUUGAGCCGAGAAAAUCCGCAUAAAGUGCGCAAAGUUUCCAUCGAUAGCGACUCCGACAGUUUCCAUCAAGGUUUACCGAUGAGCUUGCCACGAAAUUUACCGAGCUUACCGUUGAAUUUAGCGAGCUCACUGGGAUUAUCGAGCUCUUCGAGCCUACCGCUGAGUUUGCUGAGUUUGCUGAGUCUUUCUCUGUCCAGACGCAACACUGUCACCUCCAUUACCUCGCUCAGCUCCCACGACGAAGAAUCCCCUCCUCCUUUCAAGGUACCCACAAGCUACGAAGCCUUCAUUGAAGCCCUCAGGACAAACCGUAGGUACCCCCUUCAUCUCGAUAAGGUAUCGUUUACCGACCAUACUAUCAGCUCCCACGAACGCGACGAUAUAGUAAAGGCUCUCCACGAUAAGUAUGUGCAGCCACUUUUAGCCAUUACCGGCUAUAAAUGGGUCCGCAAAGAUGGCCCUGGCAAGAAACAAGGAGUCAAGACAUUCACUAUCAAAUACGUUUGUUCACAGCAGAAACCACCACGACCCAAUGGCCGGUGCCGUCAAUUGAGCCAUCCACUAAAAGAAUUCAAUUGUGAUUCUUGCUACUGUAUCAAAUACCACCAGUCUUCCGCUACCAUAGACAUUGCCUACCACCACCAUUGCCACCUGCCAUACAAAUUUCUACCUGAAAAAGUCAAGACAUACAUCAGCGAACGGCUCGAUAUGAGAGCCCAGGACAUAUACCAUGAAAUACUAAACCACCCAAAUUUUAGCGAUGUUAACCAUCUCAUAUACUUUACCAAGGUGCAAAGCUACUGGUCCAAAGAAAGGAUAAAAAAACGAGACGAAACCACCAAACAGGCGUUCAAGCGAUUUUUGGAAAAUUAA